AAGCUGUGUUAGUGAAGGAGGAAGAGGGGGGGGAGAUGACUGUCACAGUGAAAGGGGAGGAAGAAGCUGUGUUAGUGGAGGAGGAAGAGGAGGGAGAGAUGACUGUCACAGUGAAAGUGGAGGAAGAAGCUGUGUUAGAGGAAGAGGAGGGGGAGAUGACUGUCACAGUGAAAGGGGAGGAAGAAGCUGUGUUAGUGGAGGAGGAAGAGGAGGGGGAGAUGACUGUCACAUGGAAAGGGGAGGAAGAAGCUGUGUUGGUGAAGGAGGACGUUUUAAGAGUGAAAGAGGAGGAAGAAAAGGAAGAUAUGACUGUCACGGUGAAAGAGGGGGAGGAGGGUGAGGAGGAGAAGAAGGGUGAAGAAGAGGACACUGGAGAUCUGAUUAACACCAGAGAGAGGCCAGACUCUCGCUCUGACACUAGGAAGAGUCCUACAGGGGAAUCGGCCCCAGAGACGUCCAAACCAGCAAGACCCCACCACUGCUCCCAGUGUGGAAAGAGAUUUAUCCGGUUAGGGCACCUGAAACAACAUAAGAGAACACACACAGGGGAGAAGCCUUAUCACUGCUCCCAGUGUGGAAAGGGUUUUGGACACUUGGGGUAUCUAAAAGUGCAUGAAAGAACACAUUCUGUAGAGAGGCCUUUUCAAUGCUCACAGUGUGAGAAGAGAUUUUUCUCAUCAGGGGACCUGAAAUCACAUGAGAAAACACACUUAGUAGAGAGGCCUUUCCAAUGCUCUCGGUGUGGAAAGGGAUUUAUCCAGUCAUCGCAUCUGAAAGACCAUGAAAGAAUACACACAGGAGAGAAGCCAUUCCAAUGCUCCCAUUGUGGAAAGAGUUUUACCCAGAGAGGUAAGCUGACAAAUCAUGAACGAAGACAUACAGGAGAGAAGCCGUAUCACUGCUCUCAGUGUGGAAAGGGUUUUGGACAGUCAGGGCAUUUAAAAGUGCAUGAAAGAACACACACUGGAGAGAAGCCGUAUCAAUGCUCCCAGUGUGAAAAUAAAUUUUUGUCAUCAGGGUACCUGAAAUCACAUGAGAAAACACACUUAGUAGAGCGGCCUUUCCAAUGCUCUCAGUGUGGAAAGGGAUUUAUCCAGUCAUCGCAUCUGAAAGACCAUGAAAGAAUACACACAGGAGAGAAGCCAUUCCAAUGCUCCCAGUGUGGAAAGAGUUUUACCCAAAGGGGGAAGCUGAAAGAUCAUGAAAGAACACAUACAGGGGAGAAGCCUCAUCACUGCUCUCAGUGUGGAAAGAGUUUUGGACAGUCAGGGCAUUUAAAAGUGCAUGAAAGAACACACACUGGAGAGAAGCCAUAUCAAUGCUCCCAGUGUGAAAAUAAAUUUUUCUCAUCAGGGGACCUGAAAUCACAUGAGAGAACACACUUAGUAGAGAGGCCUUUCCAAUGCUCUCAGUGUGGAAAGGGAUAUAUUCACUCAUGGCAUCUGAAAGAGCAUAUGAGAAUACACACGAGAACAACCAUUCCAGUGCUCUCAGUGUGGAAAGGGGUUUAACUGGGUAGUGAGCCUGAAAACGCAUAAA
Messenger RNA from Oncorhynchus keta (chum salmon), 1539 nucleotides. RefSeq names its product zinc finger protein ZFP2-like. The coding region runs from base 36 to 1511 and encodes 491 amino acids. Gene Ontology annotation, biological process: regulation of transcription by RNA polymerase II. Lineage: Eukaryota; Metazoa; Chordata; Actinopteri; Salmoniformes; Salmonidae. Gene Ontology annotation, molecular function: RNA polymerase II cis-regulatory region sequence-specific DNA binding; DNA-binding transcription factor activity. The transcript has 3 exons. The record is from RefSeq and is a predicted model, not a curated record.